UAACAUCAACAUUGCCAUGAGAAUAAUUUUUAAAUAAACAAAAAAAAUAUUUGAACAAACUCGAAUCAUGCCGCACAGCAAGGAAAUUGGCACGGAUGCCCAGCCAAAGAAUGAUGUUAAACUCACAAAUUACGAAAGUGUCGCCCUGAAGGACCUCUUGCAGACACGUCUUAAUGAAUGCGGCUGGCGUAAACAAAUUGAGCAAUUUAUUCGUGAAACAAUCGCUGAGCGCGGCAAUCAGACCAUUACAGCCGAGGAACUGGCAGCCGAGAUUGUGCCGCAAGCUCGCGCCAUGGUACCCGAGGACGUGCGCAAAGAGAUGAUGAUACGCGUGCGCGAAGCCCUGGAGUCGUCGUUGCCACGAAAGCAAAGUCCCUCCCCCCCACUCCAAUAGUGAAAUAUAGAAGACUCGAAUAAUCUUAAAUUGUAGCACAUGUGUGUAUUCUUCGUUUAUUAUCUCGUGUUUAAGUAGAUAUUUACAUGCUUAAAAGCUAA
Molecule: messenger RNA, 495 nt
Organism: Drosophila obscura
Lineage: Eukaryota; Metazoa; Arthropoda; Insecta; Diptera; Drosophilidae
Gene: e(y)2b
Product: enhancer of yellow 2b transcription factor
Exons: 3
Coding region: 68-394 (108 amino acids)
Biological process (GO): poly(A)+ mRNA export from nucleus; regulation of transcription by RNA polymerase II; positive regulation of DNA-templated transcription
Cellular component (GO): SAGA complex; DUBm complex; nuclear pore
Molecular function (GO): chromatin binding; transcription coactivator activity
Source: RefSeq, a predicted model, not a curated record